Molecule: messenger RNA, 696 nt
Organism: Anguilla anguilla (European eel)
Lineage: Eukaryota; Metazoa; Chordata; Actinopteri; Anguilliformes; Anguillidae
Product: interferon a3-like
Exons: 5
Coding region: 1-534 (177 amino acids)
Biological process (GO): defense response
Cellular component (GO): extracellular region
Molecular function (GO): cytokine receptor binding
Source: RefSeq, a predicted model, not a curated record
AUGGACGCGAGAAAAUUCUUAUACUUGUUUAUUGUUUGCAGCGCACAGGACUUCUGUAAAGGCUGCGACUGGAUUCAGCACAGAUUCAAGUGGGCGAGCGGCGAAUCCCUGUCAUUGCUCAGUGAGAUGGGUGGAAAUAUUACCGAUGAUAGGGUACCUGUACCCUUCCCAACAAUUCUCUACAGCAGCAUCAAAAAAGCACAGGUGGAUGACAAAGUCAAAUUCGUGCACGCUUCCAUUGAUCAGAUCAUCAAACUGUUUGAUGGGAAUUUGGAUGCUGUGACAUGGAACAGGCUGAAACUGGAGCAUUUUCUCAUUGUCCUUGACCGCCAGUCUCGCGAACUUAAGAAAUGUGUUUCUUCUGCGAGCAAAUAUGAGAAGAGACUGAAUCAAUACUUCAAGAAGUUAAAAAAGAAUAUCUUAAAGCAGAGGAAGUACGACGCACAUUCAUGGGAACUCAUCAGAAAAGAAGUAUUACGUCAUCUUCAAAGGCUGGACCUCAUUAUGGCUGCAAUGAAGACAUCAGUUAAUUAAUUACUGAAGCACGCUUUGUCUAAGAAAGACUUUGCAUAUGAUGGGAUCAAAAUAUUACAUACAGUAUUUCAAAGUGUAUUGUUUAUCUGUAAAUGUAUUUAUUUAUUUAUUUAUUUAUUUAUUUAUUUGUUUGUUUAUUUGUUUAUUUAUUUAUUUAUUUAU